Molecule: messenger RNA, 1434 nt
Organism: Hypoxylon fragiforme
Lineage: Eukaryota; Fungi; Ascomycota; Sordariomycetes; Xylariales; Hypoxylaceae
Product: FAD/NAD(P)-binding domain-containing protein
Exons: 1
Coding region: 1-1434 (477 amino acids)
Molecular function (GO): N,N-dimethylaniline monooxygenase activity; flavin adenine dinucleotide binding; NADP binding
Source: RefSeq, a predicted model, not a curated record
AUGGCAUCACCACCAGAAACUUUUGACUUAAUCAUAAUCGGAGCAGGAGUGUCUGGUAUAAACGCCGCUUACCGGGUACAAACCGAACUUCCGCAUCUCAACUAUGCCAUUCUUGAAGGCCGAGAUGAUAUCGGAGGCACCUGGGAUCUCUUCAAGUAUCCAGGAGUCCGGUCAGACUCGGACCUUUACACCUACAGCUUUAGCUGGAACCCUUGGCCUCACCCCAAUCCCAUCGCCGAGGGACCUCUAAUUAAAGAAUAUCUCAAGGACUCUAUAAAGCAGCACGGUAUCGAUCACCGCAUCCGAUACAGACACAAAGUCCAGUCGAUGGACUGGUCGUCCAAGUCCCAACAAUGGACAUUGGCCGUGGACCAUGACGGCCUCGCAAGAGAAAUCAAGGCCCAGUUCGUCAUUCUCGGAACCGGCUACUACGACUACGAGACCCCACGCCCCGCCACGAUCCCCGGCCUCGAGACCUUCAAAGGCCGCGUAAUCCACCCGCAAUUCUGGCCCCAAGACUUCGAUCACACGAACCAGCGCAUCGUCAUCGUCGGCAGCGGCUCCACGGCCAUCACCCUCCUCCCCAACCUCGCCAAGACCGCCGCGAAAGUGGUCAUGGUCCAGCGCAGCCCCACCUACAUCGCGUCGAGCAACAACUCCCAGCCCGUCUCCGCCGCACCCCUGCGCCGCCUCGUCCGCCUCUUCUACCACCUCAUGGCCUUCCUCGGCGUCCUCUUCUACCGCACCUUCCCCACCCGCGCCCGCAACCGCCUCCUACGCGCCACGAAGGCCCAGCUGCCGCCGGGAAUGGAAGUGGACCCGCACUUCAGCCCGCGCUACCGCGUCUGGGACGAGCGCCUGUGCUUCGCGCCCGACGGCGACUUCUUCGCGGCGCUGCGGCGCGGGAACGCGGACGUCGUCACGGGGGUGAUCAGGAGGGUGACCGCCGACGCCGUGGAGAUGGAAGGCGGGGAGCGGGUCCCGGCGGACGCGAUCGUGACGGCGACGGGGCUGAACAUGCGGCUCGGGGGGGACAUCGCGAUGCGCGUCGACGGGAGGGGCCGGCCCAUGGCGGCGCGCGCGGUCUGGCGCGGCGCGAUGCUGCAGGACGUGCCGAACCUGUGCUUCCUGCUGGGCUACGUCGACAUGUCGUGGACGCCGGGCGUCGACAGCGCCGUGCUCGUGUUCGUGCGCGUCGUGCGCCUCAUGCGGCGCUGCGGGCUCGGGGCCGCGGUGCCGAGGCUUCCGGCGGCGGGGAUGCCGCUGUCGGAGAAAAGCGUGUGGCCGCUGCGCUCGACGUACGCGGCGGAGGCGCAGGAGAGGCUGCCGAAGUAUGGGAGGGCUGGGCCGUGGAGGCCGAGGGGGAAUGUGUUGCUUGAUUAUGUGCACUCGCGGUGGGGGGAUGUGGUGGCGGGGUUGCAGUUCUAUGCGUGA